CGUUUUAAUAAUAUAAAAUAAACCUUAAGAUUCCCUACGUAAUAUAUUUAAUACCUUAUACCAUACUUGGUCGCACUUAAAUAAAAAGCAGUUCAAAAAGUUAAGUUAUGCAGGUAGAUAAUUAAAAAGUAGAGCUAUUGGUGUAUGCUCUUGUUAGGUCUCUGACCACAGAAUACUUGGGCCGUGACCGUGAUCGUCAGUUACUUGUGGCUAUUGUACUACCCGUUAAUUGGUCUUCCAACUAAUAUGAUGAAAACCUAAUUAAUAGUACCGUACCUAAAUGUACAAUUAUUACCUAUCUUACGCAAUGAUGGAUAGUGUAAGUAGAUAUGCAGAUUCUUUAUCUACUGAAAAUAUGGUUUCUAACGGUAUCUAUCGUAUCAAUUCGCAGUAAAAAUAAAACUAUUGAGAAGUGUUUUUACAGUAGGUACCUUUAAUAGUAAGUAUUUGAUAAUGAGAUAAGAAAAAAAACACAGAUUGUUAAGGUAAAUAGUGAUAGUGAUGAAGUAUAAAUAAAUAACGAUACAAUUUCAUAAGUCAAAUAUGUACCUAGAGCUGCAUCGUUAAACUCCUGAAUAUAUAGGUUUGUUAAUAACAACCUUACAUGACGGCGCAUGAAACAUUUAUUUGUGGUGAUUAGCUGUUGCCCCAGCGACCACCCAAACCGAAGGCUGUAUUUUGACCAACGCUCAGUCCACGUGAACCUACGCGAGCGGAGAACGUUUGACUUCGCACCUUUGACUACCAAUUGAAGUAUUUUACGUAUUUCCCUCGUUUUACCAUCUAAAGGUCACAGACUUUGAAGUUUAUUAAUCAUGGAUUAACUUCUGUUCACCUUUUUGACCCAAGUCUUAAGUGUUUUUUUUUAACUUUAGUUAAAUAGUAGUGAAGAGAGUAGUUGUGCCUGAAUGCGUCUGGGUAAACGAAGUAAUGCCAUGACUCAGAGCGUUCAUACUGCCUCUGAGCGAUCCGGAAGCAUCCGCACUGUCUCUGAGGAGAAACUUAUGGUGGCAGUGCGCGUGCGCCCGCUCCGAACAGAUGAAGGUCCUCGCAUCGUGCACGUGGUCAGCGAUAAGAUGCUGGUUCUGGAGGAGGAGGCCGACAGCCGGCGUGACGUACUGCGACAGCGGCGGGUCAACGACAAGCACUACGUGUAUGACCGAGUGUUCGGCGAAGGCAGCACUCAAGAGGACGUCUAUGAUGCAGUAUGUGCCCCCCUUGUGGGCGACACGUUGCGAGGGUUUGCCGGCGCAGUGUUCGCUUACGGAGCGACCGGGGCCGGCAAAACAUACACCAUGACGGGCCUCAUGUCGCGAGCUCUAAGCCACCUUUUCGCAAGCAUCGCAGACAGCGAACAUCCUGAUCUGUUUGAGGUCAAGAUGUCGUACUUGGAGAUUUACAACGAGAACAUCCGGGACCUAUUGAACCCUGGGGCUGGUCCCCUGGAGCUGCGUGACGAGGGCGGCAGUGCGGCGCCGGUGGUGGCCGGCCUGAGCGAGGUGAAGGCGAACAGCGCGGCGCAUGUUGCUGAGCUGCUGGCUCGCGGUGACCGCUCACGGACUGCGGAGCCCACGCAUGCUAAUCAACACUCUUCCAGAGGACAUGCUCUUCUUAGUGUAAUCGUCAGUCUACAAGUAGAGAAUGGUACGCAACGUGGUCGAUUGUUUCUCAUCGAUUUGGCUGGUUCAGAGCGAGCAGGGAUGCGUUCUCGGCGCCUUGAGGGAGCCCACAUAAACAGAUCUCUUCUGGCCCUCGGCAACUGUAUCAUGGCUUUGUCUGGUGGUGCAAGAUACGUGAACUACCGGGACUCGAAGCUAACGCGGUUGCUUCGUGAAGUGCUAGGUGGGCGCUGCCGCACCGCCAUGGUGGCCCACGUGGCGCCGGGCGGGUCUCACCGGGAUACCACCCGAUCCACCCUGCACUAUGCUCAAAAAGCAUCUUCCAUUACAAAGAAGGUGGAACGAGAAUUAGUAGAAACUCCAAUGCCCUUGUCGCAGUAUCGAACUGUUAUUAACGAACUGCGGGAGGAAAUUGCUCGUCUUAAACUCAAAAUGAAGGAUGAUCGAACAAGCAUAACAAAGGAUUUCCAAAGAGUCGAAGAAGAAGAAAACAAAGAGGAGACAGCAGCAAGUGCAGCUCACUUAAAGUCUCUACGCGAAGCCAUCGUGUCCACAUUCAAGCAGCAAAUGCGACUCCGACGCCGACUCAUGGAGCUGGACAGUCAUUUGUUAGGACUGGCAUUAGACGCUGAGCGGCAACACGCUGCUAUCUCACACUGGGAGGCAAGGUUCAACCGGCUCUACAAACCAAUCAAUAUGCCCGGAUCAAGACUUAGCACGCAACAAAGCUAUAGGGGAGGGACUGGUCUUUCUACUAGCAGUAGUGAACGUGCGGAAGCAGAGGUGGCUGUAGAGCAGGCGUGGGCAGAGCUUGCAGCGGUCGAGCGAGAGCAGGAGGCUGCGAGGACAGAGAGAGAACGCGUCGAGAGACAGCUGGAGCAAGUGCGGCUGCGGGGAGCUCAGCUCGAACAGGAGUUGCCAGCGACGAUCAGCAGCGGUCCGGAGCGCGAAGUCCUGGCGCUAGUAUGCAGAGUUCACGAGCUGGAGGCUGACAAGCUGGCGCUGCAGGGGGAGCGGGCGGCGCGCGCGCACGAGCUGCGGCGCCGCGACCUCGCGCUGCAGCGACGCGACGCUCAGCGGCGGCUCUCCGACGAGAUCAUCACACGACAGAGGCGCGCCUUGCAAGAGGUGGGCGUGGGCGUGCCCCCGGAAUUGGCGCAGCUGUAUGAGCUCUACCAGCAGGAAAUCCACGCCUCCACAUAUACUGAGAGCAACGACAUCUACACGCCGCCGUACCGCUUGCCACCAAUAUCUACCAGUCUGUCGGAGCUGACAUGGUCGGAGAGCUCGAGUGGGUCAGGGCGCGGCUCCAGCUCGGGGUCAGGCGGCACGCUUACCUACGACUACCGUCUGCCACGGCUCGCCCCUACCCCGCGGCCUAGGACCAGAUACAGUCAAGCCAGUGCCUCUGGCCUGAAGAGAUACGCGAGUGACGACAGCCUGGUGACGGCGGUGCACCGCGAGGACGCCGGCGCACCCUGACUUUUCCACGACCCAACUCUGGUCUUGUUUUCUGUGGACUCGCACUGUCUUCAUGUGUCACCACAAGUAAUGGUACAAAACUAACAAGUUUUAAAGUCUAAAGCUGACUUUUUUCACGUCUAAUGGGAUGGAUUCCCAUUUACGACGAUCUCUACUUCAGCUACUUUUUUGGAUUCAGGCCAAGAGAAAAUCCGUCCUUUUUGACGUUCUCUACUUUCCCAGAAUAAAUUAUCUAGUCAUUUUAAUAUUGCCGUAAAAGCCUUCACUUGAUUUUGGCUUUAUUACUCUACAGCUUCGGAAAGAUGGUAAUGUUUUUAAACGAAAGAAGAAGCCAUAUUUCUUUUAAUUGUGUCUUGUACUUGAGAUUGUACACAGAUUGAUGUUUCACGUAGAUCACUUAGUUGUGUUGGGGUGUUAUUGUAAGUUUGCUCAUAUUGCUCUUCAGUUAAACAGAUUUCGUUUUGUAAUAUAUUUAUCUAUUCAUUAAAAGUAUUAUACGCCAUUGUCGGCAUGGAAA
This is a messenger RNA of Trichoplusia ni (cabbage looper), 3618 nucleotides long. It is a transcript of the gene Kif19A, whose product is annotated as kinesin-like protein KIF19. The coding region runs from base 909 to 3101 and encodes 730 amino acids. NCBI's taxonomy places the organism in Eukaryota, Metazoa, Arthropoda, Insecta, Lepidoptera, Noctuidae. Gene Ontology annotation, molecular function: microtubule motor activity; microtubule binding; ATP binding. Gene Ontology annotation, biological process: microtubule-based movement. The transcript is spliced from 14 exons. The record is from RefSeq and is a predicted model, not a curated record.